CGUCAGAAGCGGAAGAGAUUUUGGCUGGCCGUAAGCCAGGUAAAUAUUCAGCAGAGGAUGGAUUCUCUCCAUGCCUGACACAAUAAAAUGACAGCAACUGUUGGAUGACAGACGUAAAGAUGAAACAGCAGCCUUCGCCAGCGGGAUCAAGAUGUACCUGUAAGCCAAAGUCACGCAUCGAGGUGGUGGGCAGAAUCUGAUGUAAUUGGUUGAACUGCAAUGUAGGCCUACAUAUGCAUUGUCAGAAUCGACAAGAGAGCCAUUAGCCAUGGAUGUGCUUGGUUCCAAAAACAACGAAAGUACCUUCCCCAGUUAUGGGGAUUUGGAUGACUUUCUCACCAAGCAUAACUCUAACUUCAUAUGGCUUCUUGUGGCCACCAUUCUGUCCUGUGGAUGGAUCAUCUAUUUAACUUAUUACAACUCCCGAAACAUUGGCCUCAUCCUCACCUACAUUAUCAACAGACUCUACAAGGAUGGCUACAUUCAUAUUGGCUCCUUCUCAUUCUCUGUGCUCUCAGGAAAGGUCAUGUUCAGAGAUGUUUACUAUAUCAACCAAGACAUGUCUAUCAGGAUACAGGAUGGCUUCCUCAUAUUUCGCUGGUGGAAAAUGUAUAACCCCAAGCAGAAACAGCAUGAUCCCAAAGCGGAGACGAGGCUUUACGUGACAGUUAACGGUUUCGAGUUUCAUGUCUACAAUCGGACUGACCUUUACGCUCGUCUACAAGAGACUUUCGGUCUGGAGCCGACGGUUAGCACACCUAAGAAAGAUGAUGACCGAGGAGGGGAAACAAGAAAAAAGACCUUGGAACGUGUGAACAUUCAAGCAGAGAAUCCAGACCCCACAUCGUCUUGGCGCUCCCUCAUUCCUGUUAUCAAAGUUAACAUCAGUACGGGUCGGUUGGCAUUUGGGAAUCACCACCUCCCUCAGACUCUUUGCUUGAACUUUGAGGAUGCCUUCCUGACCUAUGCCACCAAGCCUCCAUCUAGCCACCUGGAUCAGUACAUGCACAUUGUGAAGGGCUCACUAGAGAAUGUGCGAGUCAUGCUGGUUCCUAGUCCACGCUACGUUGGCAUGCAGAAUGAUGAACCCCCCAGGCUGAUGGGUGAAGGCUUUGUGGUCAUGCAGUCCAAUGAUGUAGACAUCUACUACUACCAAGAUGAACCUGGUGUUGUACCAGUGGAACAAGAAAGUGUGGAGGAAGCUGAGACACCAAGUGAGGAUGAUAAGCUUCAAGACCUUCCUCCGUGCUGGGGUCUUGACAUUGUUUGUGGAAAAGGAACUGACUUCAACUAUGGCCCUUGGGCAGAUCGCCAGAGGGAUUGUCUAUGGAAGUUCUUCUUGCCAGCAGACUAUCAGGACAUGAAAGUGACUGAAAUGGCCGAGAGAGGACAACCCAGGCAGAUACAAGCCUUCGAGCUCCGUAUGAACAUCAUUGCUGAUGCCACUAUUGACCUGCUUUUUACCAAAAACAGGGAAACCAAUGCCAUCCAUGUGAAUGUAGGUGCAGGUUCUUACCUGGAAGUCAACAUCCCUAUGACUGUUGGGGACACGGGCUACUUGCCCACGAUCAAAGGGCAGCUGCUUCAUGUUGACACCACCAGCAGCAUGCAAUACAGGACUCUCCUUGAAGCUGAGAUGUUAGCUUUCCAUGUGAUUGCCAGCUACCCUCGGGUGUGGAACAUGCCGCAGUCUUGGCAAUGUGAGAUUGAGGUGUACAAGGCUACCUACCAUUUUAUCUAUGCCCAGAAAAACUUUUUCACUGAUUUGAUUCAGGACUGGGCCAGUGAUAGUGCACCAGACAUUUACUCUUUUGUACCCUAUUCCUGGACAUUCAAAAUGCUUUUUCACCAAUUUGAGAUGAUUUGGGCUGCAAACCAGCACAACUGGAUUGACUGUUCCACCAAGCAACAGGAGAAUGUGUACCUGGCAGCAUGUGGUGAGACGCUCAAUAUAGACUUCAUUUUGCCUUUCCAUGAGUUUGUUCCUACCACCUGCAAUACGCGCUUCAACUUGAAGGCAGAGGAUACAGACAUGCGACUGUCUCUGCCUGAGUGCCAUCCUAGCCGCUACCCCCUCCUCACCCUUGCCAAAGAUUACCAGAAUGUCAAACUGCCCCCAGACAUGUUUAUGCCUGGAGAAAAUCCAAGUGCCCCCCUCCCUAAACCCAACAAGUCCCGGUGGAGGAAUAUCACCCAUGCAGAAGCUGGCUGGGUUGACUGUUGGAGUGUACCAAACUUCUUGCUUAUCAUUGACUACACAUGGCAUCCCAUUUAUCCCCAAAAAGCAGAUGAGCAACUCAAACAGUCAUUGUCUGAAAUGGAGGAAUCAAUCCUGUCAGCUUCACGACCCCCAGAACACACUUCAGGACACCACACUCACCCAUACUACACCUCUGCCAAAGCCAGCCACAGCCAGAUAACAAGUGACCCAUCAGAGCUCCCUCCUGACAGACUUCAUGUAGAGAUGGAAAUGUCUCCUGAUUCUCAAAUCAUCCUUUAUGGACCUUUACUCCGGGCUUUGAUUUCCAUCAAAGAAAAUUAUUUUGGUGAAGACGACAUGUACACUGACUUUGAAGAGACAGUAUCCAGUCCGGUUUUGUCCACUUCCUCAUCAGGCCUCGGUUGGUCCCCUCUUGGAAUGGAAGACAGCGGACAUAAGGAAACGUCCGACCUACAUCCCUUGGACCUGCGCCCCUGGGAUAUAACCGUGCUCAUUAAUCUCUACAAAGUUCAUGGUCGACUGCCUAUUCACUGUAGCAGCGAGGGGCCAGAAGGUCCAUCUGGCUUUUUGGAGCGUCUAUGCUUUGAAAUGAAAAAAGGUUACAAGGAGACAAUGCUUCAGCUACUACUGUCACCUAUUCACAUCUUUGUCAGUGACAACUACCAGCGUCCUACAGUGGACGGAGUGUUGCGGGAUGGUCACCUAAGCCUGUCGGGCUUACAGAUGAGGGCCCAUGCCAUGUUCUCGGCACAAGGACUGCCUCUAGGAAGUGACACCCUUGAAUACGCAUGGCUCAUCGAUAUGCAGGCAGGGUCUCUCUCUGGCAGGGUGACUGUUCCACAGGUGGCUAGUAUGAUAGAGUGGGGGGAAUGUUUCGUUUUCCAUGUGAUGUCACGCGAGUUUCAGCUCGAACAACCCAAGCCCUCUGUCAUCUGCCAGCAUGGUGUUGACCGGCGCAUCUGUGAUGCCAAGCUAACCUGCUUGCCAGGUCACUGUCGAACGUCAGAGGAGCUCAAGUACACCAUGACACGACUGGCCAUGGAUGGAGUGGACCUGUUCAUAGUUGAACAUGGCUGUGCUGCUAACAUCAAAACAGGUAUUUUACGUGUGGCCAACUGCAACUUGCAUAACCAGGCAGUGGGAGAGGGCAUCAGUGCUGUGGUGCAAGACCUAAACAUUCAACAGUACAUUGAGCAGCAGCAUCACAGUGAGGUUAGCAGGCUGCUACCAACUGGGCAGGGGCAAGUUCCAGGUCAGCCGCUAAAUCUCUGCCAGCCUCCGGUGAUGCGACGCUCUGUCUGGCUGGAGGCGGGCUCAGUCAACCUGAACCUCAUCACAGCAGACAUUGCCCUGGCUGCUGACCAUUCAGCCAAAUGUGAAGUCCAGAGGCAAUUUCUGGAACUACAUGACACACAAACCAAAAGACUCUGGUUCCUAUGGCCCGAAGAGGCUGGCAUUCGAAACAAGCGUAGCAGGAAUCGUUGCGGCUGCCUUGGAGGUUGCAGGUUCUUUGGAGGAACCAACAUGGGCUUGGACUUCUUCAAACUGGAAGAGAUGACACCCUCCUCCUCAUCUGCAUUCUCAUCGUCUAGCACUGAGUCGGAUAUGUGUUAUGGUCAGUCUUUGCUUCAGCCUGGAGAGUGGAUUAUGACCAAGGAAACCCCCAAAGUUGAUGGAAGGGUUGUUGGCCUGAAAACAGAUACACACUCACCCUGCCUUCCUCCUGGGGUGCCUGAGAGACGUGGUCAGCAGCACCUUAGUCUCCAAGUACCACAACGCUCUCAUAGCUCUGCCUCUUCUUCAGAGGAGAAUAGUUCUUCCAGUGCAGCAUUACCCCUACUAGCUGGAGAAAGGGACACACCUUCGCCAAGUGUUGAACAACGCAUGUUUCCUAUGAACGGAAAAAGUCCUGCUGACACUUUCCGGGAUAUUCCGGAAGGAUCGCCUAUUUCACCCAACAACUGCCAGGAACGACCGUCCGUGCGCUCACCCCUUUGCUCUCCCAUCAAGCGGCAGUCCUCAGUACACUCUAGUAGAUUAGGCAGCACGAAGAGCUUGUCAGCUGCUGUUUUCAAUGACAGGCCCCCUCCAGUGCUGUCUGGAGGUGUUCAGUUUAGCGGUGAUGUUUCGCGCAGUGACGAAAACGUCCUGGAUUCACCACGUCAGCGUCGAAGCUAUGGCUCAUUCCCGUUCACUCCUUCAGCAGACUCCAACACAUUCCAUCAGUACCGAUCUGCAGACUCCAGCAUGUCGGUAGCUGACAGUGAAGCCUACUUUUCUGCAGCCGAAGACUUUGAGCCGAUCAGUAGUGCUGACGAGGGUCCUGGGACAUACCCAGGACGCAAAAAGAGGAGAAGGCAGCAGAUGCAGCAACCACCACAGCCUCCUUAUUACAUGGAGAACUACAGCCGGAGUUCCAUCUACCAUAGUGUUGAAGGCCCACUCACUUAUGUGCUCAACGGGGAGCUGAUCACUGAGCCCCGUCCUCUGCCUCCACCACCAACACUACCACCACUGCCUUCCCAUCCUCUGCCAAGCCACAUAUCCCAAGCCUCCUUUGUAUCUGCACUAGCCAUGGAGGAAGAGAGCUCAGUGGAGGCUGAGAAGACUGCAGAGCCUGGCCCAGUAACAAGACAGCCCCACGUGAUGGCGUGCUACCAGAACUACCUGGCCCACUAUCAGGUGUCUAAUUGGUCUGUCAAGCAACCCACUAAUAAGAGGACAUCAAAGUCUUCGCUACACCGCCCCUUAGAUCUUGACACGCCCACAAGUGAAGAAAGCUCAACCUCUUUUGACCAGCUCUCUGUUCCAAGUUUUAAGGUGAUUAAACACGGCCUCUCUGCUAGUUCUCUGUUAGAUAGAGGACUUCAGCUGAUGGGAGAUAACAACAGUACGCCCUACACUCCCCUGGAUAAGAGAGCUAUGGAGAAUACUGAUGAGGACACAACGACAGAUGACUGGUCUUUGGAACAGCCUUUAGCUCAGACCAGGACCACAGCCAUAGUGGAGGUGAAGGGGGCCAUCAAUGUGGUGCUUACACCCCUUGUGGCUGAAUCCCUGGACAGGUAUAUCGAGUCUAUGGUCCACUUUGUCAGUAUCCGUCAUCCUGCAGCCAUUCUAGAUGACCUGCAUGGGAAAGUUCUCAAUGAGGCUUAUCAGAUUAGCAAGUCUACAGUUACCGAAUCUAGCCAAGGAGUCAAACAGGAGCACAAGCUCUCCAGAACUGAAGGCACAACCCAUGUUUCCCUUAAUACAUCUCAUGGCCAAACAGAUUUGUCUGUGAAACCAGACAAUGUGAAAAUUAAAGGUCUCCAAGCCAAUGUCUCAAUCCCGAAGGUGAACCUUUGUCUUCUACAGGCCUCUGUGGAGGAAGGCUUUCCAUCCUCCUCCAGUAAGUGCGUCACACAUGUGUCUCUUGUGGCGCUGUGCUUUGACAGGAUUGCCACUCAGUUCAGGAUGAAUAGGGGUAUAGUCGAAGAGCCUCCCAACACCACAGAUCAAGGGCGACCCUCUGUUAUGUUAGAGAAAUACGCCUCUGCCACUAAGAUGCAGCCUCAAUCAUCUGGCUCAUUACGUUCUAAUGCUGGCAUUGAGAAAGGCAAAGAAAUAGCCGCAAGGCUCAACAUCCACCGCAUCCACAGCCAGCUUAGAGGCCUUGACUCCACAGAUAUUGGCACUUCCGCCAUUACAGCCAUCCCUAUUGAGAAGUCCAAAGUGCUGUUUGGCCUGGAAGAAAUUGAGGAAUUUUCUCUAGUAGAUGAGACAGACUUUCAUGGCAGCUCAGGUGACCUCAGCCGUUCUGCAACUUCUCUUGAGAAAUGGGGUUGGAUCAUGUUUGAAUGUGGCAUUGAGAACCUCACAGUCAAAGGCGGUCGUCAAUCAGGAGCCAUUCUUUACAAUGCAUUUGGCAUGAUGGGCCGCUCAGAUACGGGUGGACAAGCAGGAAUCCCCAAGUCUAAUGGAUCAACGGGAUCUCAGACUGGGAGUGGUUACAGCACUGAUGUUUCUGAUGACAAUUUACCACACGAUACUGUCAGCCCUCCUUCUGAUGUUAAUGGACAUUCUGACUCGGAUGAUCAGGAUGAAGGGGUUGAGUCAGAUGACCUAAAGAAAGACCUUCCACUCAUGCCUCCACCACCUGACUCCAGCAGCAUGAAACUGACCAUUCGUGAGAUUUGGUUUAGUUUUGCUGCUCCAACUAAUGUGCGACCUUCACAGGCCAUCUCUAGACAAUUGAAUCUGCUCAGCACUGCCACUCCAGCCAUCGGCGCCUGGUUGGUCCCCAUCGACCAGCUCAAAUCUUCUCUUCGUAAACUGGACAUGGAGGGUACACUCCGCGUGUGUGCUGUAAUGGGAUGCAUCAUGACUGAGGCUCUUGAGAAAAAAAGCAUCCACAUCCCCAUUCGAAGCAAGUACAAUCGCGUGACUAAGCGAGCUCACUACCUGCACGAGAAUCCCUCAUGUAUGCUUUGCAACAUCCUUCACCGAUAUCUGCAACAGGCGGACUAUUCUGUCAUUGAGGAGGCAACCAUGAAUGAUGGAGUCCCAGCCUUAGUGACUCUAAAGAAGGGUCUUGUGGCUUUGGCUCGUCAGUGGAUGAAAUUUAUUGUAGUUACUCAGGGCUUCAAAGCUAUUGGUCUGAUGAGGCCCAAUCAGCUUACGAAACCGAAGGAACCCCAGCAGAACUUGGCUGAGACGAUCCUGGGCUUGGACAACGGCGCCGCACUGCAAAGUGACACGAGUGGUGAUGGAGCUGAAUUUGAAUAUGAUGCAGCCACAGUGAGUGAACACACCAUGUUACUGGAGGGACCUUGCAAUCGCCCGCCACCAAAAGAGCCAAACUGUGGUCCUGUCAGCGGAGUGGAGAUCAUGAGGAAACUCUCCAAGUCCCAUGCACACAACGAGUCUGCACUACGAAUAAAGGGCUCUCAUCCAUAUCAGUCUCUCAGUUACACCAGCGGCGACACAGCUGCUGACUCACCAGCACAUGUGAGCCGUGCAGGCCUGCCAGUCAAGGACAGCCCCAGGAAAGAGAGUCUCCUGAGCAAUUUAACAGGGAGCUUUCGGAGUCUGCACAACUUGCUGGAAGGGACGCCCCAGAGGAAUGAAACAUCAUUUGCCACAGCAACCAAAAGUGGUUCCCUUACUCGUACAGGAACAGAUAUCCUGACUGAGCAUCCGCUCCUAUCUGAGCCAUCCUCCGUUAGCUUUUACAACUGGAUGUCCAAUGCUGUGGGUAACAGGACUGGGGCUGCAGUACAGGACUCCCCUCUUAACCGCUCACAGCACAACAGCCUCCAGACAGGUGGAACGUGUAACCUCCCAACCAUUCCCUCUGCAUCGGACUUCAACACAGUGUUAUCCAGUGACCAGAACACCUUGGACGGGACCCACUCACAGCAUUCGCAGCAUAGCACUAGCCAGGAUGACAUUGCUGAUAUUGAAGAGGGAAAUCAAUGUCCUGCUGCUGUUCAACUGGCUGAUGCUCAGGUUGUUUUCAAGCCUUUACUUAAUUAUACUGGCAUCCAAGCACAAGACACCACUCCUUUGAGCUACAAAAUGUAUUUUGGAGAACAUCUAUCUUUUUCUGGCAACCUGGAAUGUUUGAGAGCAGACAUUGUGGACUCUGAUACAUCUAAAGAGCGUAGAAACAAAAGAUCCAGGAGACAAGGUAUGGUGAACCUGCCACCACUUGAUUUCAAACCAGCUCUUCUUAUUGAGACUUUCAGCUUGAAUGCAGUCGUGAUGGAGAAAUCAACCAGUGCACCGCAAGGCUCUUCCACAGUCCCACUGUCAUUCCAUGACCUCAACCGCCGCCACUACAAUACAUUUCAUUGUGACUUCACAACAGCCUGCCAAGCCAUUAGCCAACGUGUCGACAUGGCUUUAGUGCGCCUUAUUCACCAGUUCAGCACCAUGAUAGACGAUAUCAAAGCCACUCAAACGGAUAUCAAACUGAACCGCUACACUGCAGGCUCGGCCUCACCAACACCAACCUUUAAGGCUCGGCCAUAUCGCCACUUCAGAUCGUCUGACUUUAGCAGGAGUUCACGGGGCAGCAUCAAUGGGACGGCACGCAGUGCCACACAAACCUUGAAGAGCAAGAGAGGUUUGGUCGUUGCAUUAGGUGGUGGAGGUACAGGGGUUGCUGGUGGGGGUUUACCAAUCAAUGGACCACCCUCAGCCAUGGACACACUAGGAAGAAGGGAGCACAGAGGACGUGGUUCUCUCGGACGUUCAGAGCGUCGUACCUCGAAGGUGUCAAGAAAGGGCUCUCGUGAUGUGGCAGAUCACACGGCCAUCCAGAUGGACGACUCUGACUCCAUCACAGUGUCAGAGCAGAGCGAGCCUUCAGCCGAAUGUUGGCAGAACAUGUAUAAGCUGCUCAACUUUUACUCCCUCAUCUCAGAUCCCACAGGCAUCUUGGAGAAAGGUUCUGCUGAAAACUGCUUGUCAGAAGGUGGGCGUCGACCAUCAGAGCCCCUCUGUAACGUGAUCUUUGAGAACGAACAGGAGGAGUCUACACCUACAAGGCCUCCUGCUGCAGGCGGUAGGCGCCGGAGCCUGGUGAGCUCUGAGCCUCAGCAUGUCACCCUCAUAGUGUUUGGCAUCGGCAUGGUGAACCGCACCCACCUAGAGGCUGAUAUUGGUGGACUCACAAUGGAGGCAGAACUUAAGAAGAUACAUGGAAGCUUUACCCUCAAGGAGAAGAUGAAAGACAUCCUACAUCAGAAAAUGACUGAGACCUGCGCAUCGGCUCAUAUAGGAGGAGUGAACAUUGUAUUACUGGAGGGCAUAACGCCAGACAUUCAACUGGAGGAUUUCCCAACAUCUCCCACCAGCACAGCAAAACAAGAGUUUCUAACUGUGGUUAAAUGUAACAUCGCCAAGUCUCAGGCCUUGUAUAGCGCCCAACGUGGACUGAAAACUAAUAAUGCAGCAGUCUUCAAAGUGGGAGCCAUCAUGAUCAACAUCCCCCAACACCCAGCCACUUUACACAGCAUGAUGGUCCGCAGCUCCCAUCAGUUGUCCAAACAGAUCUCUGACCUCAUCCGACAGCCAUCUAAUGUUCAACCUCCCAACAGGGAAGAUACGCCCACUCCACAACCCUCUGAUAAAGGAUCCAGCAUCAAUCAGACGCCUGUUGAAGCUAAUGAGUUCCCUCAGCUUCCAGAAGGCCUCGAAAAGAAGCCCAUUGUCCUCAAGUUCAGCGCUAUGAUGGAUGGCAUCACCAUUGGUGCUGCCCUCCUGCCCUCACUAAAAGCAGAGUACAAAAUGGGUCGCAUGAAAAGCCAUGGAAUGACAGGAGCUCAAACCAGUUUCACCUUUGAAUUGCCAAACCACAAACUAUGCUUUCAAUCAAAAGUGUCUCCAGUGGACAUGUCCACCAUGCCACCAUCAGCGAGCCUCACCCUGCCACCAGUCACUAUGUCUGGAGAAUACAUCAUGGAGGACCAUGAGAGUCAUUCCGACCAAGGUUGGAAUGCUGAUGACUUCCCUGCAAAGCAAGGGAACUAUCUUCAGGGCAACUAUCUACGCUGUGUGGCUGAGAUUGGCUCUUUUGAACAUAACCUGACCACUGAUCUGCUAAACCACCUAGUUUUCCUACAGAAGGUUUUUAUGAAGGAGGUCAAUGAAGUCAUCCAGAAAGUGUCAGGUGUGGAACAACCCAUUCCGCUGUGGAAUGAGCAUGACACUUCAACAGAUGCAGACAAACCCAAAAUCCUGCUUUAUUCGCUAAGCCUCAUGUUUAAGGGAAUCCAGAUGACCGCCACCACCCCGUCAAUGAGAGCUGUGCGCUUUGAAACUGGCUUGAUUGAGCUAGAGCUUUCCAACAGGAUCCAGUGUAAGGCUCAGCCUGGUGGCAGCAGCAGUUACUUGAAACUCUUUGGCAAAUGUCAAGUUGACCUCCAUCUGGCCCUCGGACAAAUAGUCAAGCACCAGGUGUAUGAAGAGGCUGGCUCAGACUUCCAUCAAGUAGCAUACUUCCGGACCCGAAUAGGUCUGCGAAAUGCUCUACAGGAGGAGAUCAGUGGCUCAUCUGACAAGGAGGCUGUUCUCAUCACACUCAACAGGCCUAUUGUUUUCGCCCAGCCAGUGGCUUUUGACAGGGCUGUGCUUUUCUGGCUGAAUUACAAGGCAGCAUAUGACAACUGGAAUGAACAGCGUUUGGCACUCAACAAGGACAUUCAUGUGGCCACAAAGGAGGUGGUGGACAAGCUGCCAGGUAUCCAACAGACUUCUGCCCAGGCCUUCAGCACCCUCUUUCUUCAGCUGACCGUCAAUGACUUAGGCAUCUGCCUACCCAUCACCAACACGUCCCAGGCAAACCACAGUAUAGAUUUUGACACCAGUUCAGCUCUGGUCUUGACGAUUGAAAGUACACUUAUCACCGCCUGCUCCUCCGAGUCCUUGGUUAGCAAAGGCCACUUCAAGAAUUUCUGCAUCCGCUUUGCAGAGGGCUUUGAGACCUCAUGGGAUGACUGGAAGCCUGAAAUCCGAGGCGACCUGGUCAUGAAUGCUUGUAUAGUCCCAGAUGGCACAUAUGAAGUUUGUUCAAGAACCACAGGACAACCGUCUGCUGAAAGCAGUAGUGCUGGUACCUGGACCCUGAAUGUGCUUUGGAAAAUGUGUGGCAUUGAUGUUCACAUGGACCCCAACAUUGGCAAACGCCUUAACGCCCUGGGUAAUACGUUGACAUCAAUGACGGGAGAGGAAGACGUAGAAGACAUCACCGACCUCAACUCUGUCAACAUGGUGGAUCUUUCAGAUGAAGAUGAAGGUGACACCAUGUCACCCACCAUUCACAUGGAGGCAGUUGAUCCCAGAAGGCAGAUGGUCAUGGGCAACCAGGUGAUUGACGGGCGCGGUCGAAAGUUUACCAAGAGGGUUGUGGACAUCAGAGAGCUAAACGAACAGGCCAAGGUCAUCGACGACCUUAAAAAAUUGGGAGCGAGUGAGGGCACUAUCAACCAGGAGAUUCAGCGCUAUCAACAGCUUGAGUGUGUGGCUGUCAAUGACAUCAGGAGAGAUGUCAGGAAGAAGCUACGUCGCUCCAGUAUGAGAGCGGCCUCGUUAAAGGAUAAGUGGGGUCUUGGCUACAAACCAAGUUACAACCGUUCCAAAAGCAUCUCGGCAGCAGCAGGUCGACCACCUCUAAAAAGGAUGGAUAGACAGAGUUCCAAAUUGGGAGAUGUGGACGACUUCACUGAUAUGCGUGUGGAUGCUUCUUCUUUUGGACCACGAGUCACUUUCAACAUCCAGGAUACGUUUCCUGAGGAGUCUGAGAUGGACCUGUUGUCAGUCACCAUUGAUGACCCAUCCCAUCUUCAUGAUCAGCAACAUCUUCAUUCCUCAUCCAUAAUUGGAGACCAUUGCUCAGUAUUCAGUGCUCCGUGCACUCCUGCUGUUCUCUCACCCACAAUUCCCUUCCAGCCUGAUGAAAUGCAGCGAGAUGACCUGUCUUCAUCUUCCUCUGAGGACUCAGAAAAGGAAGACGAGUUUGAACGCGAGAAACCCCUAAGCUAUCGAAGGCCUCUUCAAGCUUCUCACAGGAAGUCGUCAGGCUUUUCUGCUGUGAGUCAGUUGUUCAGUGAGCGUUGGCCAAGCUCACCUGCCAAUCGGAGUUUCGGCGGCACGACAACAGAAAGAAACAUCGACUUUGAGCUGGAUGUCCGUGUGGAAAUAGACAGUGGGAAGUGUGUUCUUCACCAGAGUACUCAGCAACAGGAGCAUGAAGAAAUUUCAUUCAGGAGGGGCUGUGAUCGAAGCCUAAGAAGUCUAGACCAGGAGUCGCCCCCAAAAAAGAAAAAAUUGCAGCCCACGUACACAUCCACUACCCAUCUUCUUGCCGGAAAAAAAUGUCCCUCUUCUCUGCAAACCAAAUCAAAUGACCUUGAGACCACAGUUUUCUACAUUCCAGGAGUGGACGUGAAGUUGCACUAUAACUCCAAAACCCUGAAGACUGAAUCGCCUAAUGCCUCACGUGGAUCUUCCCUCCCGCGCACGCUCUCCAAAGAGUCAAAGCUGUAUGGUAUGAAAGAUAACGGUCCUCCCAAUGCUGUCCAAAGCCAGACUAACUCCCUCCUACCUCCCCCGCUCCCACCUCUUCCAUCAGCCAAAGCUAAAGGCAGUGGAGGGGUGAAAACGGCCAAGCUUUAUGCCUGGGUGGCCCUCCAGACUCUGCCAGAGGAAAUGGUCAUCAGCCCCUGUCUUCUUGAUUUCUUGGAAAAAGCACUGGAAACCAUUCCUAUCACUCCAGUAGAACGGAGCUAUUCAGUGGCUGCCCAGGAAGAGGACAUAGGACAGUUUGAGACAGUGGAACCACUCGAGGAAUCGGCCACCUCUCUGGUUUCUUCUUCAACAUCUGCAUAUUCUUCUUUCCCUGUGGAUGUGGUUGUCUAUGUCAGAGUUCAGCCUUCUCAGAUCCGCUUCAGCUGCCUGCCAAUGUCCAGAGUUGAAUGUAUGCUAAAACUGCCGUCACUGGACCUGGUCUUCUCCUCUAACCGUGGUGAAUUGGAGACAAGUGGAGCUCAUCCAAUUGAUGGCUCACACCCACCCUCCUCCACUCCACCUGGGCAACACGUCCCCAAACUACCUCCAAGCAAAGCCUCUCCAUUACUGGGAAGUCCUCUGGGCAGAAGCCGCCACAGCAGUAGCCAGUCAGACCUUACUGGAGGACCGAGUAAUUCUUCGGGUCUCAGCUUCACUGCCUGCAUGUCUGACUUCUCUCUCUAUGUCUUCCAUCCGUAUGGUGCUGGAAAACAAAAAUCUGCUGUCACAGGCCUGCCCCCAGGUCCAAGCCCAUUAGGUACGGUAGAUGAGGAGCCAGCAUCUGUGACAGGAAGAAAGGACUCUCUAAGCAUUAACCUGGAAUUUGUUAAAGUCAGUUUAUCAAGGAUGAGGCGCACAGGUGGCCCAACAUUUAUUGAAAGCUUCAUUCCUGGUAAAGGUGGUAAAAUGGACACCACACUCAUCAAUAUAUCAGCUGUUUGUGACAUUGGCUCAGCUUCUUUCAAGUACGAUAUGAGACGACUCAGUGAGAUUCUGGCCUUCCCAAGAGCCUGGUACCGCCGAAGUAUUGCUAGACGCCUCUUCCUUGGAGACCAGACCAUCAACCUUCCAGCCUCUGGCCCUGCCACCCCAGACUCAUCUGAAAACAUGACUCAGCAUCUUUCUCCUGAGUCCAGCCGUAAAGCCUACUGGAGGACCUGGGACGGCAGCACCGGGACACACAUGCCUCAGUCGCCUAAUGUUUUUUCUGACCACACCACCGGAAGCAACAUGUCCCCUGGUGGCCUUGGUCACCUUCGGUCACCUGCACCCGGACGAACCAGAAGUGUGUCUGAUUCAUCUGCUCCAAGAAGAGAUUCAAUGACAAAAACAUCCACACCCUCCUUUAGUAAAAAUGGUAAACCAGCAGGGCAACAAGGGGCACCGUGGGAGACACUGGUCGUGUUUGCUAUCAACUUGAAACAACUCACGGUCCAAAUGAACAUGAGCAAUGUCAUGGGAAACAACACCUGGACGACUAGUGGUCUAAAGAGCCAAGGCCGCCUGUCUGUGGGCAGCAACCGCGACAGAGAGAUCAGCAUGUCUGUUGGCCUGGGACGCUCCAAGCUGGACUCCAAGGGUGGCGUAGUGGGUGGCAAUAUAGACGUCAACACCCUAGAGAUGGUCUCUCACAUCUCUGAGCACCCAAACCAACAACCAAGCCAUAAGAUCCAGAUUACUAUGGGUUCAACCGAGGCACGGGUUGAUUACAUGGGCUCCAGCAUCCUAAUGGGUGUUUUUAGUAAUGCUGACCUGCAGCUUCAAGACGAGUGGAAGGUCAACCUGUGCACUGUUGACUCCAGUAUUUCUGAGAAAAGUGAGAUCUUUGUCCAUGGAGACUUGCAGUGGGACAUUUUCCAAGUGAUUAUUUCACGCUCCACCACACCAGACCUAAUCAAGAUCGGCAUGAAGCUACAGGAAUUUUUCACUCAGCAAUUUGACACCAGCAAGCGGGCCCUCUCCACGUGGGGCCCUGGCCCAUACCUGCCUCCGAAAACCCCAGUCAUCAAUGCAGACAAAGGAGCAGCAGAGCUGUACAUGGAUGCAGCACAUCACCGUCACUGGCCCGGGGUGCUGAAGGUAAUCGCAGGCUGCCACAUAUCACUCUUCCAGAUGCCUCUCCCAGAAGACGCUGUGCAGUUGGGCGGCUCAAUGAGUCUCCAUGGUAAUCACAUGACCCUGGCCUGCUUUCACGGGCCCAAUUUUCGCUCCAAGUCAUGGGCUCUAUUCCACCUGGAAGAGCCCAAUAUUGCUUUCUGGACAGAGGCACAGAAAAUACUAGAAGACGGUUCCAAAGAUGAUUCCACAUACAUUGUGCAGACACUGGACUUCCAUCUCGGUCAUAACACAAUGGUGACCAAACCAUGUGGUGCACUGGAAAGCCCGAUGGCCACCAUAACCAAAAUAACUCGGCGGCGGCACGAAAACCCUCCGCAUGGAGUUGCCACAGUUAAAGAAUGGUUUAACUAUGUGACUGCCAUGAGGAAUGAAGAGUUAAAUUUGCUAAGGAACGUGGAAGCCAACAACCAAGAAAGUGGAGCUGCUGCCAAGAGCUCCAGUCUGCUGAGUAGUUUCCGCAGUAACUCCAGCUACAACCAUGAGACUGAGACCAUCUUUGCUCUUCCCAGAAUGCAACUGGAUUUCAAGUCCAUCCAUGUACAAGAUCCUGAUGAACCGUCUCUGUCAGAUUCCAACAACAAACCGAAGGUCGAGUGCAGUGUGGUAACAGAAUUCACAGACCACAUCUGUGUGACCAUGGAUGCCGAGCUCAUCAUGUUCCUUCACGACAUGGUGUCUGCCUACCUGAAAGAGAAAGAGAAAGCCCUUUUCGCCCCACGGAUGUUUGCGGCUCGGCCAGGCCAGAAAAGCCCUACGGCCGCACACGAUGACGGUUCUACGGACAAGGACAAGGACAAAGACGACAACAUCAACUAUACCACAGUGGAUUGGAGGGAGUUCAUGUGUAACACCUGGCACUUGGAACCAACUCUCAGGCUCAUUUCCUGGACAGGGCGUAAGAUUGACCCAGUGGGGGUGGACUACAUCCUUCAAAAACUGGGCUUCCACCAUGCCAGGACUACCAUUCCCAAGUGGCUCCAGAGGGGUGUGAUGGACCCUCUGGACAAGGUGCUGUCAGUCCUCAUUAAGAAGCUGGGCACUGCCCUUCAAGAUGAGAAGGACAAAAAAGGCAGAGAGAAGGAGGAGCACUCUCACUGAGAGCAGUUUAGCAGUGGACAUUCUUGGAUCGCUGUUUUUACACUCUUUUCCAACUUUUCUUUUCUUGCCCCACUUAGUGAAUUUCAGCAUGGCUGUUUACUGCGGUGCGCGCCACCACUAGCAGCUUUGACUGAGGCUUUUGCAUAGAUGUCAUCAAUGUGUACACUAUUUUGGAAAAGAGUAGCAAUUUAUGUAGUAUACUUUAAUUGUUUUCAUGAAUACAACCCUGCCUCUUUUUACAUGUUGUAAAUGACCUCGCUUGAACCUUUUUAUUUUCCUCAAGGCUUUCCAAUAUUUAAUGAGAAAUGAUUUCUUAAAGAAUUGCCUUUUCUUUGUUUCCAAUGGAACACGUGGUAAAUGAUGCUUUACGUUAUGCAUUUUAUGUUGUAUUUAAUAUUUUUGAUUUUUGUUUUUCCCUUUAUGUGAACAAAUGAGCACUGGGUAUGAUCUGUCAUCAGGACAAAAGGAAUCUGUUAUUAAUUACGAGAUUAUUGUUAUUAUUUAUGGGUAUGUGAAAUGGAAACCUUGUAACAUGAAUUCGCUUGAAUGGGUCAAGCUUGUUUUUGGUUUUUAGUCAAUGUAUAUAAUUACAUUUCGUAAAUGUGUUGAUUUCCUAACUUAAUAAAAUAAUGACACUGGAUUUUAUAUUAAUUAAUUCCAGCAUUUCAUCUUGCUCUGAAUUCCAUGAGAGGUUGCUGAGGGGUGUCAAACCGGUGGCCCGGGGUCCAGGUCCGGCCCACUGCAUCAUUUUGUUUGGUCCUCGGAAGUAAAUCACGUGUAUCGACUUGAUGUUUUUCACCAAAACAAAAGUUCUGUAAAACAUUUUUAAACCGGUGUUUAACAAUGUAAAUAGCUAGAAAAUGCCAUUUUUGGAGAAAGUGGGAUGGUAGCUUGAUUUGGAAGCAUUUUGGGGUCACUUCCUCUUGAUAUGGGUCACUUGCUUUUGAUAUCAGGACAUAUCCUCUUGAUUAGGGGUUAAGUGGUUUAUGUGGUUAUGGUUUUUGGAUAAAAAUUGUAGGACAAGUAGGUUUUUUUUUUUUUUUUUUUGCCAAAAAUGUUCCGAUUGGAAAUGAAUGGGCACAAAUACCCAAAUAGAUGGGACAAAUUUUGGUGGAAGAAAUGCCUUUUUGCUCUAACCAUAAAUGUUACGGGCAAGGUCUAAAGGAAGCCUUCGUCCUAUGAAUUUUUGGAACGUGCCGAAGUUGGAAGGGUGUCAAACGGUAUUGGCUGGGCGACGCGCUGAAAAACGUGGCGGAAUAAUUAUUAUAAAGUUGCAGAAUAUUAUAGAUGGUAGCAUUUGCAUGUAAAUCAAAGCCAUCAUAACCACAAUGUAGCCCUCGAAAAAGAUGAGUUUGCGAUCAACUGACAGGUAUUUGUAAUUUUCCAUGUCAAUGAUAUUUGCUGCCACAUGCAUUUAGGUCUGAGGAUAAUUUGACAUGAAAGCAUAUGGUAUACACAUUCCCCCCCAAAAAAUCACUAAAAUUCACAAGAGAGCAUGAGAGCCACUGUUAGUCUCGUAAGUUAGCAAAUUUUCCUUAAUCAACUUUUUUGUCUCGAAGAAGAAAAAUAUUUUUGUAAUAGUCCUUUCCUGCAAGACUAAACGAAUGAAUGGGUAAAUCCAUGACUGGGUGUAAUUAGGCACAUUCCGAUAUAGAGAUUGUCGGUGCCAGGAUUAGUGAUCAGGUAGCAUAGAAUAGGAUGUCAACAUAUUCACACUUACAGGUGAUUUACAUUACACUGGGUUUCCCCUACCUCACAUUGUUGACCUGUUUACGCUCCACCCUGACUAAUCCCGUCUCCUUUUGACUAACCUUCCCUUCUCUUGUUAUCAGGCCCAUCACGGUGUCCACGGAUAAUGAACAACCACAAUAGGAAUAUAUCAUACUCCUAUGUGAUACAAUAAAACAGUUCAGACCAUAAGGACACUUAGAUUCCUAUUGUCCUUCUAUAAGCAGCUGAACAAGACAUGUAAAAGAAGAAAAAAAAUAUACAUAGGAAUUCAAUUACUUGGAAUCGGUAACCAAUAAGACCAAUAAUCCCUAAUUACCCUAUUUGAUUAUGUAUUUCAAAUACUACUGCAUAUUUUUUUUGUAAUUUGAAGACAUUUAAAUAGCUUCUCCAAUUCGUUAGCUUUACCUCAUUUGUAAUAUUCGUGGAACAGUAUGCCCGCUGGUAGUUGGAAAUGGGAGAUGAUUCUAUUAGUGGCCUAUAAAGACUGGAUACAGUGCCCUCCAUGAUUAUUGGCACCCCUGAAAAAGAUGUGUUUUUUAGCUUCUAAUAUUCUUUAUGUGGGAUUUUUCCCCACUGAAUGAAUGCACUUGUAUUGAAGGUUGGAUUUUUCUCUUUUCUUCCAUUAAGGUCCCAUAUUAUUUGAAUAAGAAAAAAAAAUUAGAAGCCAAAAAACAUAUCUUUUUCAGGGGUACCAAUAAUUAUGGAGUGUAUGUAAGUUCAGUGAUCAAGAGAGCAGGGGCAAAAGAAAAAGGAAAAAAUGUUUUUUAUUUACAAAACAGUAAAGCAAAGGUACAAAUAUUGAAUUGACAGCCCAAAGACAAAGACAUGACACCAAGUUUUAAACUGUCACAAUCACUAUUUCUAGUGUCCUUUUGUUAUUUUGUGAUAAAUUCACACAGGGUUGUGCUCGAGCUAAAUAUAUCUUGAGGCAAAAAAUGAACUUUGGUAUGUUCCAUCUUUCUCCCUGCUCACUGACCCACAAUUAUUCAGAUUUAUGUAAACAAGAUGGAAGCUAUUUCUUUGACUAUUUGCAUGAGAUGCCUUUUGGCUUGAGAGUUGAAUUCAGGGAGGGUACAGACUCUAUAGGUUUGUUUGUUUUUAUUUCGGUUAACCCUUUCAGGGACAUGGACCUUUUUGUUAUUUUUUUUUAACACAAGACCUUAAACAUUGACGUUUUGGGGGGUGU
Messenger RNA from Corythoichthys intestinalis (scribbled pipefish), 18407 nucleotides. RefSeq names its product KIAA1109 ortholog. Lineage: Eukaryota; Metazoa; Chordata; Actinopteri; Syngnathiformes; Syngnathidae. Gene Ontology annotation, biological process: synaptic vesicle endocytosis. The coding region runs from base 269 to 15490 and encodes 5073 amino acids. The record is from RefSeq and is a predicted model, not a curated record. The transcript has 89 exons.